Molecule: messenger RNA, 375 nt
Organism: Drosophila eugracilis
Lineage: Eukaryota; Metazoa; Arthropoda; Insecta; Diptera; Drosophilidae
Exons: 1
Coding region: 1-375 (124 amino acids)
Source: RefSeq, a predicted model, not a curated record
AUGAGUUUCUCUUUGGUGCGGAAGCACUUAAACCAAAUGGGGACGCCAAAGUUCCGAUCGACUUUGUGUCGCAGCUAUAUACCCAUGGCAGGUCCACCACGGUUUCCGAUGAGCGGUGCUCAGCGCUUUAUCAUGGGAGGCGGAACCAUGGUUAUCAUGAUGAUCAUUCCCUUCUGGUGCCUAUUCAACAUGCCUCGAUGGUCGAGGAUGCACUUGGGCCUUCCGCCGUUGGAGGAGGAGGAACAGAAGGAGGAGCCGCCACCGGCAGAAGCACAGGAGGAGCAGUCCAAGGACAAAGGCAAGGACAAAGGCAAGGAUAAGGACAAGGAUAAGGACAAGGGCAAGGAAAAGGACAAGAAGGAAGAGAAGAAAUAA